Sclerotinia sclerotiorum 1980 UF-70 is the source of this 201-nucleotide messenger RNA. RefSeq lists its product with no specific name. The record is from RefSeq and is a predicted model, not a curated record. NCBI's taxonomy places the organism in Eukaryota, Fungi, Ascomycota, Leotiomycetes, Helotiales, Sclerotiniaceae. The coding region runs from base 1 to 201 and encodes 66 amino acids. The transcript has a single exon.
AUGAAAAAUAGCCAGAUCAGAAGAAAAUUAGAAAUUGAAGAUCUUGACUGGUGGAAGCAGCUUGCGGAGGGUCAGGAUCGUGGAUACUAUUUUAUUGCAGAGGAGGUCAUGUACCUCCGUAUGCCUCGUUAUUCCCAUGCAGCGAGUAUGGUAGCCAUGCCAUUCCAUGUCCUACGAAAAAGUGGUUACCGCUUCCUUUGA